CUAAGUUUUAGCUUAUACUAACGACUUUAUUUACUACAAUAAUUGUAUUUCCUCUAGACUAAUAAUUGUUUAAAUAUUGGACAAAUUUGAAUAAAGUUUUUAAAAUAUAGUUGAUUUUAUAUUGAAUCUUAAAAGAAGUUGUAAUAUCAUAUUUGUUUCAUUAUGGCUGCUCCAAUGGAGCGUAUUCAAGCUCUGGAAUUAAUUGAAAAGGACAUAAUAACAUGUUUACAAAGCGCGGGUCAAGCAUUAUUAGAACUCAGUAAAGAAAAAUCAAGUUUGAAACAAGUAGAAAAUCAAUCACACCAAUUCUUAAAAAGUUUAGGUAAUGUUGAGUCAAAGCUAACUGAACAAAUAAAUUAUUUGACUCAAGUAUCUACUGGGCAACCAUAUGAAAACAGUGGAUAUGCAUCACAAAAAGUUCUCCAGAUGGCUUGGCAUCGUCUUGAACAUGCAAGAAGUAGGGUGAAAGAAUUAGAACGUUCCAAAAAUAAGUAUCUCCAGGAUCAAGAACAAUUAAAAGGAAAUGUCUCAAAUUUAUUAUAAUACUUUGUAAUUGUACACUUAUAUGCUUAUAGUUAUAAGCUGAACUUAAAAUUAAUUGUCAUAAAAACUAUUUGGAGUCAAAGAAAUUUCAUUAUACUUAUUAAUUUCUUACUAUUUAUAAAAAAAAUUGUUUAAAUAAAUAAGUAUUUGAUAAUUAAAAAUGUAUUGGUACCUCCCAUUGGUUAAUAAUUAGUAAUACCUAAUUUCAAUACUGUAAUUUCAUUUCAAUUCAAAAUUAUUAUUAAGUUUUUCAAGCUUAUACAUAUUUUAAUAAAAUUAAAAUUGAUUUGUUUUAAACCAUAAUACAUUUUUAAACACCGAAUCAAAAAAUGUCUUUUUUGUUCAUAAUGAAGCUGGAUUUUCAUUAUGCUAUCAUGUUUGGAGUUUAUUCAACUUACAAAUGUCAAAAUACAAUGCAACACAAUGUAGUGUGGUCAAGGAUUUACUUUUCUAAUUUUUAGGUCUUUAUCCCAAUUCAAGUUACUAAUUAUAAAUUAUUAAUUUUAAGUAUUAUUCAUGUAUAAAACUGGUCUUAUAAAGAGUGAUAUGUGUCAUGUGCCAAAAAGCAUAAGCUCUUGGUUAAUAAAUCAUAUCUAUGAGCUGUAAAUUAGGCCGUAGAAUAUAUUUUAGUCUAUA
Molecule: messenger RNA, 1179 nt
Organism: Aphis gossypii (cotton aphid)
Lineage: Eukaryota; Metazoa; Arthropoda; Insecta; Hemiptera; Aphididae
Gene: MED11
Product: mediator of RNA polymerase II transcription subunit 11
Exons: 2
Coding region: 163-543 (126 amino acids)
Biological process (GO): regulation of transcription by RNA polymerase II
Cellular component (GO): mediator complex
Molecular function (GO): transcription coregulator activity
Source: RefSeq, a predicted model, not a curated record